This is a messenger RNA of Bombyx mandarina (wild silkworm), 646 nucleotides long. RefSeq lists its product as uncharacterized. The record is from RefSeq and is a predicted model, not a curated record. Lineage: Eukaryota; Metazoa; Arthropoda; Insecta; Lepidoptera; Bombycidae.
AAAGAGACAUUCGUUGUUUUGUGUUGGAACUGAAAGAAAGGAGUAACUGGCUUUAGUUUAUAAACACUAACAAAAAUUUACGUAUUGCUCGUUUAGUGUAAUGUGAGUAUUUAAAGUCAUAAUGGGGCCAAAUACUAUCGAUAUUAUUGCUGCAUUUACCUUAAAUUUCCUGCAAUACGUUACAUCGGACCACAUCCUGCCUUGUAAUGUGACCGCAAUCGAGCCUUGUAAGGGGAAAAAUGAGGUUUGCGUCCAGAAGACAUUGCAAUGUGUCUGCGAAAAAGGUUUUAUUCGAGUUGGUGACGACUGUGAAGAGCCUAGUGAUGAUACAGGCGGUCCUCACGGUGCCACGGCUGCUAUAGUGUCCAUAUUUACUAUAGCAUUAAUAGUAUGUGGUCUGGUAUUAGUCGUAAGGAAGUAUAAUUUAAUUGAAUAUAUGAGGCAGAAGAUUAAUCAACGAAGAACAAAUGAUGUUAUGUACGAGGACGUCAUGAUAGGUAAUGACGAUCCUCCAUUAAGCCCAUAAUGUCUUGAUAGCUAUUUAAUCUUUGGUUAUUAUUAUAAUAAAAUAGAACUAAGUGUGGAAGUGUGAUGCUGCAGCUUAAACAAUGUAACUAAAUGUAGGCUAUAUUCCUUCUUGUGAUUC